AGCAGACAGGCUGAGUUCCUCUAGCCCUUGUAUCCUUUCUCUCCCAUCGCUUUAAACUCCUUCUCGGAGAGGAUCAGCUAGCUUUGGGGAUAAUGUAGCUUUAAGGAAACUUUUGGCAGAUGUGGAUGCCCUAACAUCUGGGCAGUGUUAAUAGAAUCCCGGAGGCCCCGGACAGACCAGCAGCCAUUCGUUCUAGGAAUGUUAAAAUAGACGUUUUUCCGACUGAUGAGAGAAGCAGAGAAGGAAAAAGAGAAGUAGAAGAGUGUAGAAAACCACAAAACAGAUGCCACAUUUCUGCUUGCCCUUAAUGUUCACUGAUGGCUGAUUUCUGAAAGUUAUUUUCUCCUUUGCCCUGAUUUUUAUCUGGCCACAUACCUCUACUCUUAUCUCCCUAACAAACCGUCUCCCUGCCUUGCAAGAAUGGCAAGUCAACUAAUUCAAAGAGGAGCUCUCUCCCUGCUGCUCUUCCUCAUGCCCGCAGUGACACCAACAUCGUAUGCAGGUUCAGGCUACUAUCCAGAUGAAAGCUACAAUGAAGUGUAUGUUGAAGAGGUUCCCAGGGCACCUGCCCUAGAUUACCGAGUGCCCCGAUGGUGUUAUACGUUAAAUAUCCAGGAUGGAGAAGCCACAUGCUACUCACCGAGGGGAGGCAAUUAUCAUAGCAGCCUGGGCACUCGCUGUGAGCUCUCCUGUGACCGGGGCUUUCGGCUGAUUGGACGGAGGUCAGUGCAGUGUCUGCCAAACCGUCGUUGGUCUGGAACUGCCUACUGCAGACAGGUGAGAUGCCACGCGCUGCCACUCAUCAUUAGUGGCACCUACACCUGCACAAAUGGGGUGCUUCUUGACUCCCGCUGUGACUACAGUUGUUCCAGCGGCUACCACUUGGAAGGUGACCGGAGCCGCAUCUGCAUGGAUGAUGGACGAUGGAGUGGAGGCGAGCCUGCGUGCGUAGACAUAGAUCCCCCCAAGAUCCGAUGCCCCCACUCACGUGAGAAGAUGGCAGAGCCCGAGAAACUGACGGCUCGAGUAUACUGGGACCCACCCUUGGUGAAAGAUUCUGCCGAUGGUGCCAUCACCAGAGUGACACUUCGGGGCCCUGAGCCUGGCUCACACUUUCCAGAGGGAGAACAUGUGAUUCGUUACACGGCCUAUGACCAAGCAUACAACCGGGCCAGCUGCAAGUUCAUUGUGAAAGUACAAGUGAGGCGUUGCCCAACGCUGAAACCGCCACAGCAUGGCUACCUUACCUGCACCUCAGCAGGGGACAACUAUGGUGCCACCUGUGAAUACCACUGUGACGGGGGUUAUGAGCGCCAAGGGACCCCCUCCCGCGUCUGCCAGUCCAGCCGCCAGUGGUCGGGAUCACCACCCAUCUGUACCCCUAUGAAGAUUAACGUCAACGUCAACUCGGCUGCUGGCCUUCUGGAUCAGUUCUAUGAGAAACGGAGACUUCUCAUCAUCUCAGCUCCCGAUCCUUCCAACCGCUACUAUAAAAUGCAGAUCUCUAUGCUCCAGCAAUCCACCUGUGGACUGGACCUGCGGCACGUGACCAUCAUCGAGCUGGUGGGGCAGCCACCUCAGGAGGUGGGGCGCAUCCGGGAGCACCAGUUGUCGGCCAACAUCAUCGAGGAGCUCAGGCAAUUUCAGCGCCUCACUCGCUCCUACUUCAACAUGGUGUUGAUUGACAAGCAGGGGAUUGACAGGGAACGCUACAUGGAACCUGUCACUCCUGAGGAAAUCUUCACGUUCAUUGAUGACUACCUACUGAGUGACCAGGAGCUGUCCCAGCGCCGGGAGCAAAGGGAUGUAUGCGAGUGAACUUGAACCAGAGCAUGACUCAGGUCAAGAGAAAAGCUCCCCUAGCUGAAACCGGGGCGCUGGUUUCCCAGAGUCCUAAGGGACAGGACUCUGAGGUGGGUGAGGUUUACCAAUCCCUGGACAUUCCAGGCAUCCCAUUAAGGCUGUGUGAUGGCUUGACUCAGCAAGUCUCUGCUCUAGGUAGCACUGCAGGAGCAUAAGAAGCUGAGGACAGGCCCUGGGCUGUGGGUUUGGGUAGAAGGUCUAUGUGUCCUAAGCGCCCGGCACUGUAAAAUCUUCCAGAUACAUGUAACGGUCCCCUACAUCCACAAGACACAGGGUCUAAGACCCCCAAUGGAUGUCUGAAACUAUGGAUACUACCUAAUCCUAUAUGCUAUAUUUUUUCCUAUAUGUGUAUCCCUAGAUAAACUUUUAUUUAAGUCAGGCACAGAAAGAUAACCAUAGU
Molecule: messenger RNA, 2263 nt
Organism: Condylura cristata (star-nosed mole)
Lineage: Eukaryota; Metazoa; Chordata; Mammalia; Eulipotyphla; Talpidae
Gene: SRPX2
Product: sushi-repeat containing protein, X-linked 2
Exons: 11
Coding region: 421-1818 (465 amino acids)
Source: RefSeq, a predicted model, not a curated record